Caenorhabditis bovis is the source of this 4191-nucleotide messenger RNA. The record is from the annotation of a GenBank genome assembly. Lineage: Eukaryota; Metazoa; Nematoda; Chromadorea; Rhabditida; Rhabditidae.
AUGGCCAGAAAAAAUGUAAGAAAACGAGAAAUUGUUUCCGAUGAUGAGUAUGAUGAUGACUUUGAUGUAAACGGUGCUAGUACAAGUGAUAGCGACCAUGAUGCAAGUGAGAUACACCACAGUUUACAAGAAGCCUUUGCGAAUAAACCUACAACAUCUCAAAGUAGGAGUGUUCCAAUGAAGAAAGAGCCCGAAAAAAAGCCUAGCCCUUACCAUUUUCACAAUCUUUCUCCUCAUACGUACAUGCCAUAUGUUCCUGGAUAUUGGACGGCGCAAAAUCAUUAUCGAAUGCCACAGGACAUUAUUAUCUCAUCAAUUCGAAAAUUUGGUUCUGAAGGUCUCGGUCGAGUUGAGUUAGGGCAGGUGAUUGGGUUUGAUGCGAGCACAAAACCCGGCGGAAGGCGAGUUAGCAAUUAUAUCACAAUGGCGACGUCGGAAAACCCACAACAUGUCGGACAAUAUCAAAAAAUGGACGGAAAAGUUCGGACGAUACGGUAUUUCUGGAAAGAAAGCGAACAUCCUGAGAAAUUCCAAAAAUUCCUGGAAGAGUUUCAACAACUCGCUGAUAUCCCAUGUCCGUUCAAGAUCGGCCAAGUUAUUAAGUUUCCAGAGGAGAAUAAACUGAAUACGUUACGAAUCUCUGAUGUCACUCUUCAACGUCUUAACAUGAUUUUACGAAUUCUUGAGGAAAAUGAUGUCGUUGUCACUAUGCACAGAAUAAAUAAAAUGAUUUCGGACGAGGAACACGCUCAGGGAUACAACUAUCAGAUUGCCAAAAAAUCACUGCUAAAAUGUCUUUUAGCGUUGAAAAGGCAUGGUUUGGUUCAAAUUUACGAGAGAAUUGUUCGAUCAGAUGCCAUUGAUCACAAGGUGCAUAUUAUUUGUCAUCGAAGUAUUAACUCUUCUGAUGAUCCGAAGAUUUCGUCCGCUAUUGAAGCAAUUCUUGAUGCAUUUCAUCAGCAGGGCCGUGUGUUCCCGCAUGGACAACUUAGAUCUUACAAAUUGAAAAAUGUGCAAUCAUCGGAAGAAUCAUCCGUGUACGAUAAGCUUUUGGAAGAUGUCGAGACUGACGUAACUUUGCCGAAAACGGUUGAGGAACGAUUACAGUUACUCCGAUUACAAGAGGUUAAAAAUGGAAUUCUUUCGGCAAAUGUGGAUAAAAGUGAGAAAGAUGAAGAAAAUGUACAAGACGAGUUUGUUGAAGAAGGGGAUAUCACGAAUUCUCAAGAGGAAUUAGACGAAUCCAGACAGAAUCAUAGUUCCUUGGAACCUCAUUUAUCAACGCCACAGAAGACACUUACGAGUUUAAACAUUCCACACUGCAUCGUCUCUUCUUCUCGACGAAACCAAUCAUACUAUAAUGGUUUAUCUGGACUAGGUUAUCAGUCAAAAGCGAUUCGAACACUUUUAUUGCACGAAAUGGCGUUUAAUUUUGUGCAUGGACCCGAUGACUCUCAAUCCCCGAACGUUCAUGAAAUUUUUGAUAUCAAGAAGCCAAUUCGUGAUUGGAAAGUGUAUGAACAUGAAGAUUUGCAUGUUUUUGUAGACGAGGAUUCGCCUUACAGAUUCAUGCCAUCAAAUCCAUCUUAUGAAGGAAUCCAAAGAGGAUGGUUCCUACUUCAAGAUUUUCUCACUGCACUUCCUCUCUCUGUUUUGGUCAUGGUCGCUCACAUUCCCCUUAAAAUUGAUCGUCCAAAAAUGAUGUCGUAUUUGUCGCAUAAAACGAAAAGACAUUUAUGCAUUGGAUACCUUGAGCCAUCAUUAAGAACAUCGCUUCUAACAGAUAAAAAAUUGUGGCGCCAAAUUGAACAGAUACUGUUAUAUCUUGGUGCAAUGGGUCUCACAGCGAUCGCACCGUGUCCAUCAACAAAACGAUUUUCAUCGCCGAAUUCGUCUAUAUUUUUCAUUUCUAAGAGGGGUGUUCUUUAUGAUACGAGUACUAGUGAAAAGGGUUAUGCGACAGUUACACUGCCGCUUACAAUAUAUCAACGAUAUGAAUAUAAUUUCAACACGAAGCUUGACGUUCAAGAAUAUUGGCAUCAUUUACGGGCAAUCGUACAGUCGACACCUUUAAAUCUUCGAUUGGAUCACAUUGGUGAUGGAAACACUAGGUAUAAAAUGUAUUCGAUUGGUAAUUUUGACAAGAGUAUAAUCGAAAAACCGUUGAAUGAAGAGAUCGAAAUGAUUAAUCCGAUUGAUCCUCGCGAUGGUGUAGCUGGAUUCGAUAGCGCUUUAUAUUUGCAUCUCAAACGACAUUGGGAUCUCAUCACAGUCCCUCACGAUUGUGUUGGAUGGUUUAUUGCCAGAUAUCGAAAGGAAUCGGAGUUGCUUAAGCCUAAGAUUGAGCAUAAAGUGAGCAAUAUUCAAAGGGACUGGAAUAGUUUUGUCAAGUCGAUGAUGCCAACUGAUAUGGAAUUAAGCAAAGUCAAAAGACAGACGAAUUUUCAGAUUUCCGCAGGAUUUCAUAUCGCACGAAAUUCUGUGAGAAGCAGCAAUCGACCUGAAAACCCGAUGAUAAAGAAUAUGAAACGAAGAAAACCGGAUAGUGUGGAUUUGAUGAGCACAAAAUCGCGAACGACUCUUAGAUGUCGAUUUACACCGAAAGAGCGAGAUCAGCUUGUGAUGAUCAGAGCUGUUGGAUUCUUUUUGAAUCCCGUUUAUCGAUUUUGGCUCGAACCAGGGGUUCUUCGAGAUCUAAUGCAUGAAUAUGUGCCCGAAUCACGAACGAAAACGGUGCAAAGUCUGAUGGCGUGCGGAGUUCGAGAUCUAGUUCGGCCCAACCGACUCGCAUAUUUACGAAGAAUUGUGAAAAAUUUGUCGACAUUCCCAGAAAUGCUCAAAAUGCGGCACGAAUUGUGCACUUCUCCAAUGUCGGACCCUGCGUCAAAAAGCGAAUUCUUCAAAGAAGCUUUCCGCAAAGCCAGAGAACUCCUGUUCAUGGAUACUGGUCUCCUUCCAAGUACUUCUGUGAGCGAUUCGAGUUUCAAUGAAUAUUUGGCCGAGAAUCAUGUUGUGAUUACGCGUGAAAGUACGUCAUCCAUUCCGAUGCCGUUGAGAUCACGAAAACCUGAUGGAAUUCUUCACAUUCAGCAUUGUAUGGCGUCAAAUGUCAUUUUGUCGGUUCUCCUUCACGGCGAGGAUGGCGAAUUAUCGGAAGAGAUUUUGGAUCAAAUAUCGCCAAGUGUUCUUCAAACUGUUCUACACAUAUUCCGUACAGAUGGAAUUAUCACGAAACAUCGGGAUAAUCGGGAUACUGUAACGAUGAAAAAUCAAGCGAUGUUAACGCAUUAUUAUCGUCAUUUCUUUUCCCAUCGCUUUCAUCCGGAUAUAGUCGAUAAUUGUGGAUUAGCGUUUGACGAAUCUACAUCAAAUGAUGAUAUUGAAUUGGCCGAUGAUAACCCUUCUGGUAUAGUUAUCGCUAGCACGGCCCUUUAUAAUCCAGAAUAUACGCUGGAUGUCGAAAUUGACAAAGAAGUGAUGGAAGUGUUCAAUCAGACCAUAGAUGAUAAUAUCACGAAGAAGAUCAGAUAUCUCGAAUCGGCUGAUUUGAAAUUUGAAAUGAUUCAUGUGUAUUUUUCGAAAGUCCCUGCAGAAGAAGAGAAAGUUAAUGAAGGACAUGUGACUACCGCCGAAAUUCUGAAAAUACUUGACAAAUCCUACCCAGCCAACGAUCCAGACGAAGUGUUUGAGCAAUGGAUUCAAAAGUUUUCGGGAUCAAAAGAACGGAGAUUACGAGAACUUUCUUGUAUAAUCGAUGCAACCACUCAUAACGGAGCGCCGCUCGUCGACAUACGACAUGAUUUAAAACCAUAUUUGGAAGAAUUAAAAUUGGCUCGUUAUAUUGUCGAAGUCGGUGUCGAUCAAAUUCGAUUUGUUUCGCAUCGAUUCGCAGCUGCAUGGACAGUAUCUGUUAACGGAAUGAGAUAUUCUCCGAGGCCUUGGAUCAAACCAAAAUCUGGUCUAUGCAUAUCAACAAUUCGAUGGAUUUCCGAGAGUUUUCUGAUGACCAUUAUUUCGAAACCAGGAAUUCAGCUCAAGGAUCUCUCAUUUGAUUUCGAAUUUGUAUUGCAACCGAUAGCUAUCAAAGAAAUCGUCGACAUGUUGCACACGAUUGAUAUAAUUGAAGUUUCGACGAAACAAUACCAAAAUAUUCGUAUGUCGUCACCAUUUGCCAAAGGUUGUAAACGAUGA